This is a messenger RNA of Austrofundulus limnaeus, 9981 nucleotides long. It is a transcript of the gene lama2, whose product is annotated as laminin, alpha 2. Gene Ontology annotation, molecular function: signaling receptor binding; extracellular matrix structural constituent. Lineage: Eukaryota; Metazoa; Chordata; Actinopteri; Cyprinodontiformes; Rivulidae. The record is from RefSeq and is a predicted model, not a curated record. Gene Ontology annotation, cellular component: basement membrane. Gene Ontology annotation, biological process: axon guidance; cell adhesion; regulation of embryonic development.
CGGUGAGGCGCGCGGGAGGACGGCGCGAGCUCAGCUCCAGCACUGCAGCGCGUCAGAAAUGAAUCGGCUUCUUCUCCUCGUGGUGCUUUUCGACGCGUCGCUGUGGCGAUGCUGCCAUGGCCAGCAGAGAGGACUUUUUCCAGCUGUGUUAAAUCUGGCUACAAUGGCAGAGAUUACAACGAAUGCAACCUGCGGUUCAGGCGGUCCAGAGAUGUUCUGUAAGCUGGUGGAACAUGUACCAGGUCAGCCUGUGAGAAACCCCCAGUGUCGAAUCUGCAACCAGAGGAGUGCAAAUCCAUUCGAACACCAUCCCAUUAAAUAUGCCAUCGAUGGAACCAACCGCUGGUGGCAAAGUCCUUCUAUCAUGAAUGGAAUGAAUUACCACUAUGUGACUAUCACAUUGGACCUGAAACAGGUUUUCCAGGUAGCUUAUGUGAUAAUAAAGGCAGCCAACUCACCUCGUCCAGGUAAUUGGAUCUUGGAGCGUUCAAUCGAUGGCGUGACUUUUGAACCUUGGCAGUACUACGCCAUCACGGACACAGAGUGCCUGACGAGGUUCAACAUAAAUCCACGGACAGGACCUCCGUCCUACACCAGAGAUGACGAAGUCAUCUGCACGUCCUUUUACUCCAAGAUUCAUCCACUGGAGAACGGAGAGAUCCACACGUCUCUGAUCAAUGGUCGGCCCAGUGCAGAGGACCCCUCCCCAACCCUGCUCCACUUCACCUCUGCCCGCUACAUCAGGUUGGUGCUCCAGCGUAUACGAACACUGAACGCCGACCUCAUGACUCUGACCCUCAGCGACCCCAAAGAUAUUGAUCCCAUUGUGACACGAAGGUACUAUUAUUCCAUUAAAGACAUCUCAGUUGGAGGGAUGUGCAUCUGUUAUGGCCACGCCAAAGCCUGUCCACUCAACACUGCAACAAAGAAGUUUAACUGUGAAUGUGAACACAACACAUGUGGGGAGAGCUGUGAUCACUGCUGCCCAGGUUACAACCAGCAGCCCUGGAUGGCAGGAACCUUCCUCACUCGACACAUCUGCGAAAAGUGUAACUGCCACGGCAAGGCAGAGGAGUGCUACUUCAAUCAGACUGUAGCUGAUUUGUCCCUCAGUCUGGACGCUCACGGUCAGUACAAAGGGGGCGGAGUCUGUAUUGGCUGCCGUGACAACACAGCUGGAAUCAACUGUCAGAGUUGUGUUCCUGGUUACUACAGACCUGCAGAGGUGAGAGCAGAAGACAACAACGCUUGCGUCCAAUGCUCGUGUGACCCCCAUGGUUCUAUCAGCCAAUCCUGCGUGGCAGAUCCAAACCAAGCUACGCCAAGUCAGCCAGCGGGGUCAUGCUGGUGUAAAGAAGGUUUUGGGGGUCUGCGAUGUGACAGGAGAGCACUCUGACUGGCUGGCACCUUGUUGGACAGACGGGGGGGACGGUGUGGCCCAUCCACAGAGACACGCCGGCCUAUCUCAGCGUCAGACACUCUGAUGUCGUGCAUCAGCUCGGCUCCGCCUACUACUGGAACGCACCUGCUUUAUACCUGGGAAACAAGCUGGCAGCCUAUGGAGGGAGCAUGGACUUCACUGUGUCUUACACCACAGAUCAACAAGAGCAAACGGCUGUCAGGGUCACCUCAGAGCCGGACCUUAUCAUAGAGGGAGGAGGGCUGAAGAUGGUUGACAGAAGGUUUGGCCAGCCCGUGUACCCUGCUUCCCCCAUCACCAAACGCAUCGUCCUCCUUCCAGAGAGCUUCCUGCUGUCAGAGACGAGCCAGCCAAUCAGCAGGAGGGACUUCCUGUCCGUGCUGGUCAACGUGACGAGUGUGAUGGUGCGGGCCUCGUACAGCACAGACACCAGCGCCGUGUACAGGCUCCAUUCAUUCUUAAUGCAGGUGGCAAAUCCUUACGCUAAAGGAGAGCGAGCGUCGGCUGUAGAAAUGUGCACCUGUCCUCCUGGAUAUGCUGGAUUAUCCUGUGAGGUUUGUGUCGCGGGCUAUCGGAGAGUCAACGGACAUUUGUACAACGGCGUGUGUGAACCCUGUCGCUGUCAUGGACACAGCAGGCAGUGCCACGAGAUGACAGGCCACUGCCUGGACUGCUCCCACAACACGGCGGGUCAUUACUGUGACACCUGCCUGCCUGGUUCCUAUGGGAAUGCCACCCGUGGGUCACCGGAGGACUGUCAGCCAUGUGCCUGCCCACUCAACAUUCCCAGCAACAACUUCAGCCCUACCUGCCACCUAGGUGAAGAAGGGGAGGUGCUCUGUGACCAGUGUCAGCCCGGCUACACCGGACCCCGAUGUGACAGAUGUUCCAAUGGAUACUACGGCCAGCCCGGUGUACCAGGGGGGUCCUGUCAGCCCUGCGACUGCAAUGACAACCUGGAUCUAUCCACACCUGGAAGCUGUGAUCCAAUCACAGGCCAGUGUCUGCGGUGUCGCCAGGGUUACAGUGGAGCGACGUGUGAAAGCUGCGCUGAAGGUUUUUAUGGAGAUGCUGUCACAGCAAAAAACUGCCAACCCUGCCACUGCAACACCAAUGGUUCUGUGUCUGAGCUUUGCAACAAGGACAGCGGUCAGUGCCCGUGCAGAGAGAACGUGGUUGGGCGACAGUGCGAUGAGUGCGUGCCUAACUGCUGGUGGGAUGCAGAGCGGGAGGAGUGCAUGCCGUGUCGCUGCAGCUCCUACGGCUCCAUGUCUCAGCGCUGCGACAUCGAGGGGCGCUGCAUCUGUCGGCCCGGCUUCGUGGGUCGGCGCUGUGACCUGCGUCGCCUGAGCUAUGAAAGGCGGGAGACGCGGCGGCCCGUAGAGCGGGUUCCCAUUGAAGCUGCGCAGCAGAGAUGGGGGGGCACCUCCCGUACCGGGGGUUGCCCCAGGGGAGCGUACAGGCCUCAGGCGGGGCCUCUGACUCACGGCAUCACUACAGGUGGAGUGUGUGUCCCGUGUCACUGCAGCUCGUUUGGUUCCAAGUCAUUUGACUGCGAUGAAUUGGGUCAGUGUCGAUGUCAGCCGGGUGUCACCGGACCCAAAUGUGACCGAUGCUCGAGAGGAUUCUUCAACUUCCAGGAGGGCGGGUGCACACCUUGUCAGUGCAGUCAUGUGGGGAAUAACUGUGAUGCAAACACAGGUCAGUGUAUCUGUCCUCCUCACACCAUCGGAGAGAGGUGCGAUCGUUGUGCUCCCAAUUACUGGGGCCACGAUAUCGUCACUGGAUGCAAGGAGUGCGGCUGCAACGUGAUUGGCUCGGUGACCCAGCAGUGCAACGUGAACACCGGCUGCUGCUUCUGCCGCGAUUCCUUCAGAGGCGAGAAGUGUGACGAGUGUCAGAUCGGAUACAGAGACUUUCCUCAGUGCAUCCAGUGUGAGUGUGACGCUGCAGGAUCAGACAGCCAGACCUGCGACCUGGAGAGAAAAAUGUGUGCCUGCGCAGAUCACACGGGCAAAUGUAGCUGCAAGCAAAACGUGGAAGGACACAACUGUGAUCGCUGUAAAUUACAGACAUUUGGAUUAUCUGUGAAGAAUCCACUCGGCUGCAGCAAAUGUUACUGUUAUGGACUAACUCAGUCCUGCACAGAGGCACAAGGACUUGUACAGAUGAGGUUAACUCUGAGGCCAGAGCAGACCGUUCUCCCGUUGGUGGACAAGUCCAACAGCAUCGAGAGGAGGACAGGAGUCAGCUUCCACCACCCUGAGAUCCUGGCCUACGCUGAUCUGGUCUCAACAACUCUGUCUGAACCCUACUACUGGAAACUACCAGAGCAGUUCACAGGCUCCAUGAUCACAGCUUAUGGUGGGCAGCUGAAAUAUGCAGUUUACUUUGAAGCCAGAGAUGAAAUCGGUCCUUCCUCCUACGAGCCUCAGGUUAUUAUUAAGGGCGGUCCAAACCACAACGUGGUGAUGACACGCCACAUUCCAGGCCUUCAGAUUGGACAGCUCACCCGUCAUGAGAUCGACAUGACAGAGCAUGAGUGGAAGUACGCAGAUGGUCGAGCUCUGACUCGAGAGGACUUCAUGGACAUUUUGUUCUAUGUGGACUACAUUCUAAUCAGGGCAUCACAUGGCAACUCGAUGAGACAAAGCCGUAUUUCAGAGAUCAGUUUAACUGUGGCAGAAGCAGGAACUCCAGGGGAAGAAAAUGAGAAAGCCUAUCAGAUAGAACAAUGUGAGUGUCCUGCUGGAUACUCUGGACUCUCCUGUGAGGAGUGUGCUGCGGGUUUCUACCGUCUCCGUUCUGGGUCGCACAUAUCUGUUCCUGCGUCCAGAGUGCCCACCGCUGUGGGCAUGGGCAGCUGUGUCCAGUGUCAGUGCAGUGGGCACUCCUCCACCUGUGACCCUGAGACAUCCAUAUGCCAGAAAUGUCAAGACAACACAGAGGGGGAUCACUGUGAACUCUGUGCUCCUGGAUUCUACGGGGUGGUCCGAGGUUUUUCUGAUGACUGUAAACCCUGCGCCUGCCCUCUUACCAACCCAGACAACAAUUUUAGCCCAACAUGUGUAGCAGAGGGAUUCGAUGACUAUCGCUGUACUGCCUGUCCUGAAGGAUAUGAAGGAAAAUACUGUGAAAGGUGCGCCUCUGGUUAUCAUGGCAGCCCCAGGACGCCAGGCGGCCGCUGCGAGGAGUGUAAGUGUUUCUCGUGGGGGGCGCUGCCUGGACCGUGUGACCCUGUGACGGGCCAGUGCCGUUGCAGGGUUGGGGCCUCGGGGAUUUCGUGUGACCAGUGCAUGGAGAGGCAUGUGUGUGGACCAUCUGGGAUCAUCUCGUGUGAUGAUGAGUGUUCAGGUCUGUUGAUAAGUGAUAUGGACCGUCUGUAUCGCAUCAUCACUGAUGUCACCCUGACCACACCCCUGCCACCACCUUAUAAGGUUUUAUACCGCUUUGAGAACAUGACAGAGGAGCUGAAGCACAUGUUGUCGCCUCAGAAAGCUCCAGAGAGAUUACUGCAGCUGGCCGACUCCAACCUGGGAUCACUGGUCACUGAGAUGGACCAGCUCCACAGCAGGGCCACGAAGGUGUCUGCUGACGGAGAGCAGGUGGAGGAUGAUGCUGACAGGAUCCACAAACGAGCUGAAGACCUGGAGCAGUUUAUCAAGGACACGCUGCUGGGAGCCAAAGACCUUCAAUCCAAGGCUGCCGAGUUGAACCAGACCCUCUCCCGGAAAGAUGGAGCUCCAGACAGAAGCCUGAGCGAGAUGAAGGAGGACGUCCAGGCCAUGCUCGCCGAGAUGAGGAAACGACAGCUGGGAGGGAAGAAAAGCAUCGCAGAAGAGGAGGAAGAUCUGGCAGAGGAGUUGUUCCAGAAAGUCAAACGGAUGUUUGGGAACCCCCAUCAGGCCACAGAAGACUUGAAAUCAGAGAUUAAAGACAAGCUGUCGGAUCACGAGGGGAAGCUCCAGGAGGCUCAGGAUUUGCUUCGCUCUGCCAAGGGAAGAACCAAGCAGGCCGGAGCGCUGUCUGAACAGAACCGAGCCAACCUCACGCUCCUGGAGAGGAAGCGGGCUGCAGUCAGCGCGGUGAAACAGGAAGCACAGAAGGUCCUCGGAGAAGGAGAAACUCUUCUGGAGGAGGCAAACCAACUUUCUGACAACGUCAACAAGGAGCUGGAGCAUCCUGGCUGAAGCUAAAAACCUCUCCUUCAAUGCAACAGCUGCCGUCCAUGCCUACAGCAACAUUAAAGCCAACAUCGAUGCAGCAGAGAAGGAGGCGAAGGCGGCCAAACAGAGAGCAAGUGAGGCGCUGGCUCUGGCUCAAGGACCAGAUGUUCCAGUGAAAGAUGCAGCUCAAAACGCCCUUCAGAAGAGUCAAACACUGCUGAACAAGGCCAAACAACUGCAGAAUGAUGUCAAAGAUCAUGCAGACAGUGUGGCCGGCUUGAAGAGCAGAGUUAAAGCAGCGAGAGACAAAAACAAAGACCUUCUCAAAGCUGUUAAUGGAAGCAUGACGACACUCAACGCCAUUCCCAACGAUACGUCUGCUAAACUAGCAGCUACGAAGGCCGUAGCAGCUGAGGCCAACGCCACCGCCAUCGAUGUCCUCAAGCGUCUCGGAGACUUGAACCUGCAGAUCGGAGGUCUGCAGCAGAACUACAGCAAGCUGGAGGAUACGGUCCAAUCAGCCAAUCAGAUGAUCCAGGACCCAGAGAAGAACACAAUCAUUCAUGCAGCAGGGGCUAAAGUGAAGGCGUUGGAGGAUGAAGCUGACAGACUUCUGGAGAAGCUGCAGCCAAUCAAAAAGCUGCAGGACAAUUUGAGACGCAACAUUUCACAGAUCAAAGAGCUGAUCAACCAGGCCCGGAAACAAGCUAAUUCAAUCAAAGUAUCCGUGUCGUCAGGUGGUGAAUGUCUCCGUAGUUAUCGUCCUGAUAUCAGAAAAGGCAGAUAUAACACCAUCAUCCUCCAUGUUAAAACCACCACACCUGAUAACCUCCUCUUUUACCUGGGCUCGGUUAAAUAUGUUGAUUUCCUGGCCUUGGAGAUGAGGAAAGGAAAAGUGAGUUUCCUUUGGGAUGUGGGAUCAGGUGUGGGGAGAGUUGAAUAUCCCCAUCUCUCCAUCCAUGAUGGGAACUGGCACCGGAUAGAAGCGUCUCGUAACGGUCUGAAUGGGACCAUAUCAGUGUACCCUCUGGAAGGCUCUAAAGCUGGCAUGAUGCCAACCUCACCAAGCGCCAACUCACCCGCAGCGUUCACCAUCCUGGACGUUGACCAGAACGCCUACCUGUUUGUAGGAGGAAUAUUCGGCACUGUCAAGAAAGCAGAAGCAGUAAGAACAUCAACGUUCUCAGGCUGCAUGGGCGAGACCUUCCUGGAUGGUAAACCUAUCGGUCUGUGGAACUACAGACAGAGAGAGGGAGACUGUAAGGGUUGUGUUGUCAGUCCUCAACGUUCUGUGGGCGAGGGGACGGUUCAGCUGGAUGGUGAAGGCUACGCCGCAGUGGGAAGGCCCACCAGGUGGAACCCAAAUGUUUCCACGAUCACCUUCAAGUUCCGCACGUUCUCCUCCGAGGCUCUGCUCAUGUACCUGGCCACAGAAGACUUGAAGGACUUCAUGGCCCUGGAGCUGUUUGAGGGAAAGGUGAAGAUGAAUUUUGACCUGGGGUCAGGAGUCGGCACGGCCAUAUCCACUAACCGCCACAAUGAUGGACGCUGGAAAGCCCUCACCAUGUCACGGAACAAGAAACAUGCCACCGUGAUCAUUGUGGACAUCGACAGCAGUGCAGAAGAAAGGAUUACAGCCACUUCUCAGGGUUCAGCUACCGGUCUGAAUCUCAGGGAAAACCAGAAAAUUUAUUUUGGUGGGCUGCCAACGAUUGGAAACUACAGGUCGGAGGUGUCACUGAAGAGGUACGCAGGUUGUCUCAGAGAUAUCGAAGUCUCCAGAACGCCGUACGAUCUUCUCAGCAGCUCGGAUUAUACAGGGGUCACUAAAGGAUGUGAUGUAGAGAACCUGCACACGGUCAGCUUCACUAAACCAGGAUACAUGGAGCUGGGCGGCUUCUCACUUGGAGUGGACACAGAGAUCAGCUUGUCUUUCAGCACUCUGCAGGACACCGGGACCAUCCUCCUGGCAGUGGGCGGAGCUUCACCAAUCAACCAAGAGCCUCGCAAGUCAAACACUAAGAGGAGACGGAGACAGUCAGGAGAGCCCUACCUGUCAGUAAUGCUGAACAAAGGAACCCUGGAGGUGCUGAUGUUUACCGGGAGCCACAGUCCACGUCGGGUCAUCAGACGACCCGAGCCAGGCGUACUAAACGACGGCAGAGAACAUUUACUGCGCAUCGAGCGGCUGCCGGGCAGAUUCUUUACAGUUCAGGUUGACGAGGAGCCCAAGAGGGAGGCGGCCCUCCCUAAUGACCAGCCAAUGAGCUUGCGGCGCGUCUUCCUCGGUGGUAUUCCUGCUGAGGUUGAGCGGACGUCCAACAGAGCCAACGUCCCUUUUCAGGGCUGCAUAUGGAACCUGAUGGUUAACGCUGUAUUAUCAGAUUUCUCCCAGCCUGUUUCUUUUGAAAAUGCUGAGAUUGGCCGGUGCCCCAGCCUCGCUCCACCUGCACCUCCUCUGCCAGAAGAGGAGGGGCCUGAGAAGGAGAUCAAAUCAGCCACCCCGACACCCGGCACACCACCUCCCGGUCUUCCUGCUGAGGCCACGCCCCCUGGCCCACCUGCCGCCACACCCACUUCACCUGCUCCUGUAGGACCGCCCACUCCUAAAGUGGAUCCCACCCCAGACUUGGACUCGUGUGCCUCAGCUGUGGCCCCGACAGCGCUGGAGGAGGCAUACCAGUUUGGACUGUCCCGAAACAGUCACAUGACCUUCGCCUUUGAUGACACUAAAGUCAGAGAGAGGCUGAUUCUGGACUUCGAGUUGAGGACGAAGGAGCAGUCCGGUCUCGUCCUGUACACGGCCAGAAUCAACCACGCCGACUUUGUUUCCAUCCAGAUUAAGAACGGACAGGUUUGUCUCGGUUACGAUCUCGGCCAUGGAAACAUCUCUGACUGUGUUCCUUUAUCCAUCAAUGAUGGCAACUGGCACAAGAUCCGUGUGAACCGUGACAAGCAGCAAGCUUUCCUCAUCGUUGAUGGGCGAUACAGCAAGAAGAUGAACAGCCCAAAGAAGGCGGACCUGUUGGAUGUGGUGGGCCUGCUGUAUGUUGGUGGAUUACCACACAACUACACGACCAAGAGAAUUGGACCGAUUCUCCACAGCAUCAACGGCUGCGUACGGAACUUGAAGAUGGCAGGAAGUCCUGUCAGCAUCAAAUCAGCUUCCACAGGUCGCUCUGAACUGGAGGACUUUAAGCUGAGCAUGGCCACGCCCACCUCCAGUCACAUGGUCGGCAGGUGUUUUGUUGCUACUGAAGCAGGGACGUAUUUUGAUGGAACUGGGUAUUUGGAAGCAGUUUCCUCCUAUCGGGUGGGCUUGGACGUGUCCAUAGAGUUCGAGUUUCGCACCAGCAGAACUAACGGAGUGCUGCUGACCGUCAGCAGCUCAGCCAAUCAUGGACUGGGUCUGGAGAUCGUCGAGGGAAAGCUGCUGUUCCACGUGGACAAUGGAGCUGGUGGGAUCACAGCGGAGCAUGUUCCUGGUGGAGGGGGGUUCUGUGAUGGACAGUGGCACUCAGUCACUGCCAACAAGCUGCGCCACCGGCUGGAGCUGCUGGUGGACGGGAAGCUGAGCCAAGCCCAGUCUCCCAAUCCACGCUCCAACGCCUGCAACACUAAUGAUCCCAUCUACGUGGGAGGAUAUCCAGCUGGGGUUCGACAGGCAGCUCUGUCCAGCAGCAGAUCCUUCAGAGGCUGUAUGAAGAACCUGAAGAUCACCAAGGCCUCUAAGACCUGGGCUGUGCAGUUCAACAAGGCCGUCAGGAUUAAAGGAGUACAGCCUCUCUCCUGCCCAGCUGCAUAACAGCACCACCUAACCAGCCGUGUCCUGGAAAACAAGGAGUUUAAUGCAUUUUAACAAAGCGAAGCCCAAAACAGUUAUCUUUUUAUCACUCAUUGGUCUAAAGUGGUUAAAAAAACAGUUUCUCAGCUGUGAUCACUCCCAGAAAAACCCUCCUGUUGAAGGUUUUAACUUAAAUACAUAAAAAAAACACUUGAAAUGUUCUCUUUACUCCAACACUGUUUUAUCUGUAAAAUCAUCUAAUCAGAAUUCGUUCAAUAAAUGUGUAAUGGCUUCAGCAUUUCCUCCUUCCUUCCACCUGUUGGACCCACCGGAGAUGAUCAGUUAUGGCAACACAUUUUACCAAAAUGUCCUGUUUCACUAAGCAACAUUAUUCUGUCCUUAAUAACUGAAGAUGUUUUGGAGUACUGACUGGUUUUACUUGUUGCUCCCUGCACCUGUGAUUUGUGUCCACUAGAGGGCAGUGUUGACCUGCUCCAACAGCAGAUCAGAGUCUGAUGAGUGAAGCUAUAAACACCAGUACUUACCCAGAACUCCUGCAGCCGUUGUAAGUCCUGGCAGAAUUAAACCUCCAUGUUUGGGUGAAACAAAAA